Vigna umbellata (rice bean) is the source of this 2198-nucleotide messenger RNA. RefSeq names its product zinc knuckle (CCHC-type) family protein. Gene Ontology annotation, cellular component: nucleus. The record is from RefSeq and is a predicted model, not a curated record. NCBI's taxonomy places the organism in Eukaryota, Viridiplantae, Streptophyta, Magnoliopsida, Fabales, Fabaceae. Gene Ontology annotation, biological process: negative regulation of DNA-templated transcription. Gene Ontology annotation, molecular function: transcription corepressor activity.
UGUUCCUUAGUUGAAGAAGGGUCAAACAUAAACAGUGUUCCAGAUAGAGAGGUGAAAAAGAAUCGAGAAUCUAUGUGAUGGAGGGGGAAGAAGGAGGAGGCAUAAGGCUGAGCAAGCGAAUCGCGAACGGAGAAGUUGAUUACAAGACCAAAUCCGGCACCGCAUGGAGCCACUCCUAUCUCAACCAGAAGCCAUGGCAUCCUCUCUCUUAUCCCAACCAACGCCGCAAGUGGAUCGCCGAACAAACCCACGCCAAUCGGCAACGCCGCACCGAAGAGGUUUCUCGCGAGUUCGCGCAGGAGCAGGAGUUUUUUCGCCAAACCGCUCUCAUCUCCAAGAAGGAGAAGGAAAAGGUGGAGCUUAUGCAAGCUGUUAGUUUCAUGUACGUUCGUCCUCCAGGUUACAAUGCCGAAAGCGCCAAAGCUGCGGAGAUGAAUGAUGAGAAGAAACGAGAGGACAUGGACAAGGGACCUCAGCACGAUGAUGGACCUUCCUCUUCAGUACCGCAGAGUACAAAUUUGAUUGAAGAGAAGAAAAAACCGAGGCCCAAGGAUGUUUUUGGGCGGCCUCUUCCGACAGAAGAAGAGUUCGAAGUUCUUAAAAAUGCACCAAGACUGGAAACAGGAGUUCCUGCCAGGGUGAAACCUUUUGCAGUUGAAGUUCGUAAUGUAAAAUGUUUAAGAUGUGGGAACUAUGGUCAUCAAAGUGGUGAUCGUGAAUGUCCCUUGAAGGAUGUUAUAAUGCCUAAUGAGGAAAGCAGAUUGAAAAGAGAUGAUCCCUUGAAUGCUAUCCUUGCUCACACAGAUCCUACUGAGCCCCUAAAAUGGGAGCUCAAACAGAGGCCAGGAAUCAGUCCUCCUCGUGGAGGUUUCAAACCAGAUGAUCCCAACCAGCAGAUAGUUGCCGAGGACAUAUUUGAUGAGUAUGGAGGUUUUCUUGGUAUGGAUAAUAUACCCGAGUUAUUAACCAACUUUUCUAAGAAACCAAAGAAGUCCAAAAGGAGUAAGCACAAAAAGCAGCAACAAAUAAAUUCAGAUAGUGAAGCAUCAUCUGACGAUGGAGAAAGGAGACGUAAGAAAAAAAAGGUUAAGGUAAAGAAAAAGAAGCAAGAUCAUGCAAGGUCAAGUUCAUCUGAAACUUCGGUGUCUGAAGAAGGCCAUAGAAGGAGCAGAUACAAGAGUUUGCAUUCGUCUGAAGAUUCUGACAGUUACAAGAAUUGUCAAAGUAGGUCUAAACAAGAGCGUUCCUUUUUGUCCAAAGGUUCUGAACGUCGUAGGCAUGGUAGGAGUACACAUGACAGAAGAAAGCAUCCCUAUUCAUCCGAAGAUUCCGACAGUCAGACGGAUGAUCAAAGUAGAAAGAAUGCACAAAAGCAUGAGUGGAAAUAUACCAAAAAAAGUAAACAUGACAGAAGAAAGUAUACUGAUUCAUCAGAAGAUUCUGACUGUCAGAGGGAUGAUGAUCAAAGUAAAAAGAAUGUACCAAAGCAUGAGAGGAAAGAUACAAAAAAACGACCUUCAUUUUCCAAUGAGGGUUCUGGUCCUGCAUGUGAUCAUGCUGAUAACAAGAGCAGGGAUGUGAUUUCUUAUUCAUCUGAUUCUAGUCAUCAAAGACAACCCAAGUUUAAACAGAGCAGCCAUAAGAAUUCAUCAACCACCUAUUCCGAUUCUCAAAAGCAUCAGAGAAAUUUUGGUUUCGAUCGCUACCAAGGAAAUCAGAAGAGCGGAGCUGUGCAAUCUUAUUCACCUGAAGAUUCUGAUGGGGACAGAGAUUAUCAAAAUAGAAGAAUCAAACCAAGGUAUAGACCCAAGUAUUCUGAACAUCCCGAGAAUGAUAUGGAUAAAGAGAACAGAAAAAAACGGUAUUCAUGGAAGGAUUCUAGUGCCGAUGGAUAUCAUAGAAGUAAAAGAGGUAGAUAUGAGCGUUCGUAUUCAUCCGAUUAUUCUGAUCAUCGUGAGAAACAUCACGAGUCAAGAAGGAACUACAAGCGAUGAAUAGCAGCUCAUUGUGACUGUCAGAAAUGAUUAGAUCAGGCAGAGUAGGUCUUCGUAAGGGAUGCCAAAAUAGUAACACCAAUGUCGUGGUUAUGUUCACUGUGACCAUAUGUCUAUUAAAGUAUUUUUUGUCUUUACAGAGUAAGUGAUUCUUGUGUGUUUUCCAUAUCACUUUCGAUUAGCAGUUGGCCUUCCCUUUAUUCA